Molecule: messenger RNA, 3270 nt
Organism: Ectocarpus sp. CCAP 1310/34
Lineage: Eukaryota; Phaeophyceae; Ectocarpales; Ectocarpaceae
Source: the annotation of a GenBank genome assembly
AUGGUGCGGCCAUCGCGUGGGAGAGACUUCAACGUUGGGCUUACGUCGGCGGCAUAUCAUGGCGCUUCCCUCAGGCUUACCAGACCCCCGUCGGGCAUAUUCUGCAAGACGUACAAAUGCCACUCCAUGGCGUGCCUCGAUCGACCCGGUCUCGAAUUUGGCGACAAGAUCAUCAUGCCUCAGGCGGCAUUUCAUGAGGCAAGCUCACGGCGUUUCGCAGAAGACACUCAAAGGCCAGAUGCUGUCUCGUUCGUAAUCGUUCUCCCCGUUCGGCCGCGGCACCGCUCCUACCACCGCAUCCAGGUGUUUCUACCAUAUUGGUUGAUGCAGAACUUGCUGCUGUCAGAGGGAGGCCGGGUGGAGCUCCGCAGCAUCCUUCGUCCACCCGCGGGAUCUUUCGUCCGGUUCAAGCCGCAUGAUGAAUCGUUUCUUGGCGUGGCGGCCAAACAGCAUGAGGGCGACAACUUUUUCCUCGACGUGGUGGAGCUGAGGACGUUCGACUCUUCCCCCGCGACGGUCGUCUCCGACGGCGGCGGAGACAGUCCCAGCCCAGAUUCUCCGUCAGCGGCGCUCCGUCCUCCCAGGAACGGAACGCCCGUUGGAACCGGCCACGAAAACGACAAUGACGACUUCACCCGCAACGGCGUCAGCAACCAUGACCACCACGAUGGCAACGGGUCGCCUUAUCGCCAUGCGGGGAGAAGGGUACGGCACGAUGACAACGGGUCUCCCUGUGGCGAGGCGGGGAGGAGGGUGCGGCUAGUGGGGCUCCUGGGAGACCUAGACCUCGAGGUGGAGUUCUGCUCGCCCCACGCCCCGUUACCACCUUCGCCCGCUCCGCACAGCGGCACCGAAGGAAACGGACACAACGCGACACGACGGGGCCCUGCGGACGAGGGAAGUGCUUCGAUCGGGGAAGUAUCGCGGGACCCCGCGCGUUUCCCGACACCGGCGUCUUCGUCGUUAGCCCCACGGCCGCCGCCGCCGUCGUCGUCGUCGGACCAAGUCUUCGCCGACAAGGAAGAUUCAGUGGAGAGCGGUGUCGGGCGGGUUCUGUCCCUUCCGGCACCCGCCACGGCGAAGAGGAGCAGCAGCGACGAUUGCUCGGCGGGUUCGGGGUUGGAGCCGUCGCUGUGGAGAGCGGGUCACCUGGGGAUAAAGCCUCCCGUCCCUCCCUCGUCGAGGUAUUCUUCAAGGGUAAUAAAGCGUCAGCCCUUCUCCGGAAAGGGCAUGUCACUGUCAGGGGGCAUGGCGACAGCGGCCCCGAACCCCGGCAACAGAGUGGCAUCCUCUGGUCGAGAGGACCAAUCACCAGAGGGAGGGGAGGCACCGUCAGCAGCAAGAGCGCAAGCUCGGGCGGUGGGGAUUCGAAGCUACAGCGAAGAGGACGUAGAGCCCCGGCGGGGCAGCAGCGUAGGGAGACGUUUUGUCAAGGAAGCGGUGGAAUCAAGCAGAGGAAGCGAAGACAGCUGUCCACGACGGGUCGUCGUCGACAGGCUUGGGGUUUCCAGGAAAUCCGCGUUCUCGCCUCAAGGGACCAACGAGGCGCGAGAAGCUGUGGAGGGGAGGGUCCUCGGCACAGGAGCACUGGUCGCGUCGACGGCAUCAUUGGCGAUAGGGAUCAGAGGGGACGGUAGCGCGCCAGAAACGGAUUCAUCGAGAGGUCAGCGGUCAUCCGGCGGCGACGGUGGUCUUGCGGGCGUGAGGUUGACGGAGGCUCCAGCGGCUGCGGCGGCGAUGGUGACCUCCACCUGCGGUUCCUGCGGGAAGCUCGUCCCCGCGGGGAACCAACAGCUCCACGCGUUGCGCUGCCGCCCCUCCUCGUCAACAGACGGACGACGAUCAAGACGCGGCGGCGCCGUCCCCGCUCCCAACGACGCGCCACCGGUAGCAGCCGCCGAGCAGCCGCGGCCGGCGGCGGCGAAGCAGGACGCCGCUGCAAGAGAAUCCGCGGCGGCGGCGGCGGCGGCAGCAGCAAGUCCGGUGCCGCCGUUCACCUGCGCGUACUGCGGGCUCUCCUUCCGGACAGUCGGUGCCGCCGGCGAUCACGAGACGCUCUGCGCCGCGAGGACCGAGCGGUGCGGCCGGUGCUGCGGUCUCGUGCCCCGGGGGGACGCCGAGGCCCACCGCCGCCCGGGGGGGGGCUGCGACGCCGCGAUCUCAGCCGCCACGAAGAGGGAAGAAGCGCAAGCAAUCGCGACCGUGGUUGCGGGUGGGGGGAAAGGAGGGGUAGGAGCGACUGAUCUGGGCCCUGUGGGCAGCGUGGUCGGCGGUGCGGAACCCAGCGGGAGAUUCAACGGCCACCUCGAUCCCGGGAAGAGCGGGGGUAGGUUUGACGCCCUCCUGGCGGAAGCCCUGAGUUCUUCCAAGGCGGCGACGGCAGUCUUGGCCGACGCUCGCGCCAAGAAUGCCGCAAUGAUGGCGGCAGGGGAAGGGUCCCCGACGGGAACGGGGACGGGCUCUCGCUCGCACCGUGACGGCGGCGGCGGCGGCGGGGAAGAUGGCGCUUGUGUCGAGAUGGGAUCAGUUUCUGGAAACGAAGCUGCGGCCCUUGCCGUGUCGCCGGCACCAGUGGGCAGCGGAGGACCGACACUCUUAACCGAACCAGGCGUAGACAUUAGCGUGACAACCCCUGGGAAGGGACCUCAGUACAAGCGUCCCUCUCCUCGCCAAUUUAGCGUGGGGAGGGGUACUGACGGGGAAGAGGAGGAGGAAGACGGGGAGGCGGCUAUUGCUGGCCAUCUCAGUGAUCGGCCGUGGGCGUGCUCGCGGUGCACCCUGGUGAACCCUCGCCACGCCGAAGCUUGCGAGGCCUGUAGGUCUACGGCCUGGUCGGAAGAUAACGACUCGGAGAAGCAAACCGGCGGCGAGGGGACCACGCGGGCCGGGACCAAGCCUCCCGGAGCCUGCGAAACCCCGCCGGGUAUCAAUCCAUUAGAAACGCCGGCGAUGGGGGUGGUCGCUCCGUCGGCCGGGGCGGCGACCGCGGUAGAGGCGGAGGGGCGCGGCCGGUUCUUCGAGCCCCCUGCGGGCGCAGCGGAAACAACCAGCAUCAUCGGUAGCAGCGCCGAGGUGGGGGGUGCCGAAUCCAUGCGACCGCCGCACUCGGAACGCUCCUCCUCACCCAAGGGGGUGAUAGCGAGGGCUGCAGAGGCGGCGGCGGGCGGAGUGGCCGUGUCACGGGCGCGGUGUCUUAGGCCACAGGGGCGGUCUCAGACCACGGACAACCCUCCGGUCAUGAUGGCACACGCGGUGCCGGCGGUCUUGUAG